AGCCUUGGGUGAGAGUGGAGUUGGGUUGAGGGGUACCCCAUUGGGUCGUAAAGGGUCGGGGUCAGUUAGGUGGAGGACAGAGUCGAGAGAGAACACUGCAAGUCGGAACAGUCGAACAGAGUUCUCCAAGUUUUUUCUCAGUUCUCUGUUCCACCAUUGAAGCUGUUAGGGUCGAAAUCUAUUAGGACCUAGAAUCUGUUCCUUCAUUGAAGAAUUAGUUAUAGGUUAUUCUCUCAGUUCUCUGUUCCACCCGUCACCAAAUGGAGGGCAGGGUCGAAAGCUUCUAGGGUUUCAACGCCGCUGUUUCGCCUUUGAAGCUGUUAGGGUCGAAGUUUUUUCUCAGCUCUCUCAAUUCUCUGUAUGUUCCUCCAUUGAAGCAAGUUUUUUCUCUUAUCUUCAACGCCGUUGUUUCUCAGAGUUCUUAAGUCACGUGUAGAUCGGAGCUUUGGAUGGGAUCAUUCAUUUUGGAUUUAUAAGCCCUAGAGUGUAAGAUGGACAUCAUCUCUCAGCUGCAAGAACAAGUCAAUACAAUUGCUGCUCUUGCCUUCAAUACCUUUGGGACACUACAAAGAGAUGCCCCUCCUGUGCGGCUUUCUCCAAACUAUCCAGAACCACCUGCUAAUCCUUCAGAGGAUGCAAUAAAUGUUGCAGAACAACCCAAGCUCAUGAGUGCUACUCUGGUUAAAGCUGCUAAGCAGUUUGAUGCAUUGGUUGCAGCACUUCCAUUGUCAGAAGGAGGUGAAGAAGCACAAUUGAAACGGAUUGCAGAACUUCAGGCUGAAAAUGAAGCUGUUGGGCAAGAACUUCAGAGGCAACUAGAAGCUGCAGAACAGGAAUUGAAACAGGUCCAGGAGCUAUUUAACCAAGCAGCAGACAACUGUUUAAACUUGAAGAAACCUGAUUGAUGAUUAACACCAUUUUGGGACCCCAUGAGUUUAAUUCUGGCAUUGAACAUAUUUCCUAAAUUCUGGAUUCCACUGCCUAGUAAAAUGAUAUAGAUUAUAAUUCAAGUAUGUGAUAGAUGUGAUGCACGUCUCUUUUCAUGCUUAGUUUUGAGAUUAAUUUAACUGGUUUUCUUGGUGUGAUUAGACCAUUAUAUCUAGAAUUAGUGAAGGUAGUGUGCUUUCGGCCAAAGUUUGGAAGGUCGGAACCAAAGGGAUUUGAUUCCACCAAACAAGUUCGUUAUGCCUAAAACCAACCUGAUCUGUUAGCCUCAUUUUACCCCGGUGGCGAUGACAAGGACAAUGCUUCAAGAACUACAGACAUGGACAAAGAUUUUUCUUUUUUUCUUCUCUCCUUGUUAGACGAGAGUAAGACAUAGUCGGUUCUAACUUGUAACAACUUUAUUGUAUAAAGGCCACGUGGUCCCACUUGUCUAAGGCUGUUGAACACUUGUAUCUAUAAAUACUCAUCGAAUGAAUAAUAUUGUGUCAGUUUGCAUCAUUCUUCGGUGCUAGUUAUCAUGUA
Molecule: messenger RNA, 1467 nt
Organism: Nelumbo nucifera (sacred lotus)
Lineage: Eukaryota; Viridiplantae; Streptophyta; Magnoliopsida; Proteales; Nelumbonaceae
Gene: MED21
Product: mediator 21
Biological process (GO): regulation of transcription by RNA polymerase II
Cellular component (GO): mediator complex
Molecular function (GO): transcription coregulator activity
Source: RefSeq, a predicted model, not a curated record